GUUAAAUUUAGUUUUAAGUUUAGAUAAUCAUGCCAGAAUCGACACCAACGUAUAUAGGUAUAAUCGUAUACCUAAUGGUAACUCAUGCAUUUAAAUAAAAUACUUGCCUCUCUUUCUAGAUAAUUGUCAACUACUGAUUAAUUAAAAUUUAAUAUCAUUGUAAUAUAACACAAAAUAAAAUUAAGAAUCUUAUCUUAUACAAAUCGUAAUUUUUUUAAGCUCGCCAAGCCAAGAAAGUAAAAUAGGUAUAGUAAUUUUGGAAGCUUUGGGCUUACCCUAUUCUGAAGCCAUGGGCACGCCCCUGGUGUGUAGGUUUUACUAAUACAUAACAAUUGUUUUUCAUAUGAUUAUCUAUUCUGAUUUUGGCUGCGUGCAAACAUUUUAAACAAAAAAAAUAUCUUUGAUUCGAAAUUGCUUUUGAUUUGAUACUUCUUACAGCGCUAUUAAAAUAUAGAAAAUGUUGGAAUGGCUGAUAUAUCGGAUCGGAUAUCGAUAUUUACCUGCCCACAUUAUAAAUAUCGAUAUUUCGGAAACCUUUGCUCCCUUAAUUAUAGGUUUUUGCUUUGCAAACUUAAUACAAAGCAAAAAAAAGAAAAAAUAUCGAUAUAUCGAUAAUAUCGAGUUAAAAUGGUCGAUAUAUCGGAUAUCGAUAUUUUCCUGACUUCGAUAUAAAUAUCGAUAUUUCAAAAGACUUUGCAUCCCUACCUACAAGGUAGGGUGGUCCUCUACGAGGGGCCCGACGGGCGCAUCCGCUCGCGGGCCAUGGCCGCAGGUGUACCCCAGGGUUCAGUGCUGGUUCCUCUGCUCUGGAACCUGGGGUGCUGCGAGGCAGCCUCCUUCCGGGAAUGGAGGUUGUCUGCUUCGCCGACGACACUCUUGUCGCGGCGAAGGCAAAGGAGGUGGAGGAUGUGGUGCGUCUAGCGUCGGUCGGCACCACGAUGGUCGUCCGACCCAUCCACCUCCUGGGCCUAGAAGUGGCCCUCGACAAAUCGAGGCCAUGAUGUUCCAUGGCCCACGCCGCAGCACCCCUCCGGGGCUCCGUAUCCGGGUGGAAGGGGUCCAAUACCGGUUGAGGGAAGCAUGAAGUACCUCGGCCUGGUAUUGGAUCUCCGAUGGAGUUUCGAGGAGCAUUUUAAGCUCCUCACUCCACGGCUGUGUGCCGCUGCAGCCGCACUCGGCAGGGUCCUCCCGAACGUGGGGGGACCAGGUGCUGCGUGCCGUCGACUGUAUCACGGGGUGAUACGGUCGAAGGCAUUUUACGGAGCUCCGGUUUGGGCUGAGUGCCUCAAACCCCGCACGAGGGCCCUCUUGCGACGUCCGCAGAGGGUCAUCGCGACCCGGGCGGUGCGAGCGUACCGCACGGUCAGCCACGGCGCUGCCUGCGUGCUCACAGGCGUGACGCCGUGGGACCUCGAUGCCCAGAUUCUGGCAGAAAUGCAUCGGGGUCGGGUCGAGACCAGGCUGCGGGGUGAAAGACUUGCCCCAGCAGAGUUGAGGCAAGUCCGUUCCAUCGCCGAGAGCGAAGCCCUGCGCCGAUGGGAUGAGGCACUCGCCCAUGUUAGCGCCGGCCACCGGACAAUAGAAGCGAAGAAGAAGAAUUCGUCCGGUGUUGGAGGAAUGGUUGGGUCGCCAGCGCGGCGGCCUCACGUUCCGCAUGGUGCAGAUCUUGACCGGGCAUGGAUGCUUCGGUCACUAUCUGCACCGUGUCGCACGUCGGGAGGAGACGCCGCAAUGUCAUCAUUGCGGCGCCCCGGACGACACGGCCGAGCACACCUUAUUGGAGUGCCCGGCCUGGCGACACCAGCGCCGCGAGCUCAUUGCGGCGCUGGGAUGCGGAGCCCUCUCGCUGCGGAGCAUGGCCUCCACCAUGCACCAUGCUCCACAGGGCAUGGGAGGUGGUCGCCUCCUUCUGCGAGAACGUUAUCUCGCAGAAGGAGGCGGCUGAGAGGUGUUCGGCCAAACCUUUUUUAUAACUUUUUAAUAUAAACACCCUGGCACCUUUUUUGACGUGUUUUUAAAUUUAUAUUUUUAUAUGUCAGUCUGUAUGUCUGUUUGACACUCCUUUUUACUUACUUGUGUCUGCAUAUGGCUUGUGUGUUUAUUUUAUAACUCUCAUAUAUUAUAUAAAAUAUCUUGUAGCUUAUCCACUGUGUGUGUUUUCAUUUCUCUUCUAAGUAUAAUAGGCUAUGCGCCCAGAGUGCGCAGAAGAAGCUACAAUGGAGAGUUCCACAAGCCGUGCCCCUGUAGUAACCGUAAGCCAGAAUUCAUUUCCAAAGCUAACCGGACGUACAAAUUAUAAUACCUGGAGCUUUGCCAUGAAAAUGACCCUCAUUGACGCGGAUCUCUGGGAAGUCGUGGAGAAGCCAUCUUCUUGUGCGGCUAAAUUGACGCAAGAAGAAUUUCAACGCCGUGAUCAACGAGCAAGGGCUAAAAUCUCUCUCCACAUCGCCGAGAGCAUUUACCCCUUAGUGAUGGAAUGUGACACAUCUGAAGUGACUUGGAAUGCAUUGAAGAAAACGUAUGCAGAUAGCAGUCUAAGUAGACGUCUGUCACUCUUAAAGAAGCUGUUCAAUGCCAAACUCGAGUCAUACCCCAACAUCGAAGCCUACAUCAACGACAUUCGCAACACACAACAGAAAAUAUCUGCCAUAGGGAAGGCAAUAGGUUUGACAGAUGAGUAUCUACCAAUGGUGAUGGCUAUAGAACACUCAGGCGCUACUCUUACUUCGGACUACGUCGCAACAACGCUUCUCAAAGAAGAUCAUCGUCGGAGCAACGCUACGGUUACCAAUAAUGUUCUUGCUACUACUUCGAAGAGUUCGAAGAUCGUGUGUACAUAUUGUAAAAAAAUAGGACACCACAUUUCAAAGUGCAGGAUACGAUAUAAUAACUCUAAAAGGAAUAAGGGCACCGGUGACUCCAAAGCUAAUUAUAUAUCUAAUUUUACACUUUUAUCAUCUUUCACUUCAUUUACAGGCCAACACUCCCCUUCUUUAUCCCAGGAUUGGUACAUAGACUCAGGAGCCACAGGGCAGAUGAGUUGUUAUAAGGAUUGGUUUAUUGACUACAAACCUCUCCGACAACCAUUUACUGUAGCAAAUAAGGAAGUUGUAUAUAGUGAAGGCAAAGGUACUGUUUCUGUAAAUAUUGAUAAUAGUGUAGUUAAGAUUUCUAAUGUUUUAUAUGUGCCUCAACUUUCGACAAAUUUAUUAUCAGUUAGGGAAUUAGUUAGUAAGGGUUUUGUAGUUUUUUUUUACCUAAAGGCGCAAGAAUUUUGUGGCAGAAGGAUUGUAAGGUGUCUGGUUCACUAGAGGGUACUGCUUCGAAUUUUGGAGGCAUGUACAAAUUAAAUACCUUACCCACCACUAAUCGGGCAUAUCAAGUUCAUAAUAAUGAGCCCAUUUUUCUCUGGCACCGUCGUUUAGGUCAUUUGAACACAAAAUACCUCAGAAUGGCUGGUCACCCUAAAAAGUAGUUUAUUUUGUUUUAAUCGGGGGUAGCAACUAUUUAACGAUUAGUAGCAAUUAGAAGCAACUAGGUAGCAACUUUCUUUAAUUAUUUCGAUGUAAAAUAUGGGUAGUGACCGGCCAUUCUGACGCUCACCAAAAUUCUAAAAUGUAAACAAAUCGGCAUUAAUUUCUCUGACAGGUUAGAUAAAAGUCAAAGUUGCGUUCCGUGUCUACAAGGCAAGUUGUCAAAAAGACCUUUCAAAAGUUCAGGAAGUAGGUCUAGUCAAAAACUAAAUGAGUUUACAAUCAUGGGGUGGUUGUCUAUACCUACUAACAUUCACUGACGACUUCUCUCGAAAACCUUUGGCUAUUUAUUAAAAACCAAAAGCGAAGUUUUUACGAAGUUUGUAGAAUUUAAACACCUUGUGGAAAAUCAAACGGGCUUUAAUAUUAAGGCACUCCGAUCCGACAACGGUCGUGAAUUUGUAAAUAGGGAAAUGAUCACUUUUCUUAAGGAGAACGGCAUUAAACACCAAUUAUCCGUACCUUACAACCCUCAACAAAACGGUGUUUCAGAAAGGGUCAACCGAACCGUUAUUGAAAAGGCAAGGUGUAUGCUGCAGGAUGCCAACCUUCCUAAGGCUUAUUGGGCCGAAGCUGUAAAUACAGCUAUUUAUUUAAAAAACCACUCGCCUACACCGGCAUUGAAUUAUAAGAUUCCUGAGGAGGUUUGGACUGGCAGAACCGUCAACAUUUCUCAUCUGAGAGUUUUUGGGUGUGUAGCUCACGCAUUAGUCCCUCAGGAGAAACGGACUAACCUAGACCUGAAAACUCAGCCAUGCAUUUUUGUAGGCUACUCUGACGACUGCAAGGGUUAUAGGUUAGUCGACUCAAAUAACCCUCGAAGAAUUAUGACUCGAGAUGUAGUUUUCAUGGAAAAUAAGUUUGUCGACAAUGGUGAGUUGUCCGAACUCACAAAUCUUGUUGACCAACCACUAACCACAAUCCAAAUUUCUACACCCGAUCCUCCUUCAGAUUCCGUUCCCGGUCCUUCGACAAUUAAUGAUGAGAUAGCGGAAUCCCAGUUGUCUGAGCCAUCAUCUCCUGAACCGAUUUAUAUUGACCCACUAUCCCCUGAACCCAUUUCUAUCGUCCCACCCUCUCCUGAACCCAUUGAUAUUGCCCCUUUAUCCUCUCAAAUUUCAGAUGAAUCCACGUUAUCCUCGCCGCGUGCAUAAGCCGCCCGAACGGUACGACGCAGGCGCUUACCUUGUGUCUCCAGAUACCGAACCUGAAAACUUCAAACAGGUAAUGGAUGACAUACACAAGGAGGACUGGCUGAAUGCUAUGCAGUCGGAAUAUUACUCUCUGAUCAAGCAUGGCACCUGGGUUUUAGUUGACAGGCCCACUGAUAGGAAACCUGUCAAAUGUAAGUGGGUUUACAAAAUUAAGAAAAACACUAAUGGGGAUAUUGUCAAAUAUAAAGCCAGACUUGUUUCUAAAGGGUUCACACAAGUCUAUGGCGUUGACUACGGAGAAACAUUUUCUCCUGUUGCUCGGCUGUCAUCCAUUAGACUUCUUCUAGCUAUCGCUGCUAAGUUGAAUCUUGGUGUCGAACAUCUGGACGUCGAAACAGCGUUCCUUAACGGCGAUCUAGAAGAAGAGAUCUACAUGGAGCAACCUGAAGGUUUCUUUACCGAUGGCAACAAAGUCUGCCUUCUGAAAAAGUCUCUGUACGGACUCAAGCAAGCACCCAGACAAUGGAACAUCUGAAAGUCUGCGAAGCCAUGGCAAAACUGUCACUGACUCGAGCCGAGUCCGAGCACUGUAUUUAUUACAGACGACACAACGACAAACUUAUUAUAGUCACCGUUUUCGUGGACGAUUUUUUUGUUUUUAGCAAUUGUGACGUCAUGGCCAAUUCAUUUAAAAUGGGCUUAAAACAAACUUUUUCUAUUAAAGAUUUAGGAUCCGUUAAAGAUUGUUUGGGCAUGCGAGUUACCAAAAGUACUGAUGGCAGCAUUGGUCUCGACCAAACCAAAUAUAUAGAAAAAUUGGUUGAGAAAUUUAAUUUACAAGACGCGAUACCUAUAACAACUCCUUUAGAGCCUGGACUUAAAUUGAUACUACCUGAGAAAGAUGAUGAGCAACCCGACUUACUGUAUCAGCAGCUCAUCGGUUCUUUAAUGUACAUCUCCAUUGGCACAAGACCUGAUAUGAGUCGUAUAGUAUCAAAGGCGGCAAAGUAGGGCGAACCAAAUAUUUGGCAAAUCAAAAAAAACUGUUUAGUCUCGUCUUUAAGGGAGGAUUUUUAUAAUUGACAUUUCACAACAAUUUGUAGUUAUGAUGAAUGUCAAUGAACAUAAAAUCAUUGCGCAAAAUGAACCACAGGCACCAUAAUAAUAAAAUAAAUAUUACUAUAUUGCCGCCUUUGAUAGUAAAUUAUUAGAAUGACCGAUUUUGAACCAAAGCUUGGCAAAUAUGGCCGCCUUUGACGCGAACUAAAUGUUAUGAUAGCAGAGUAUGAACAGGGUUGUCAAAAUUAAAGUUAGUUAUAUUUAAUUAAUAUUUUUAUUGAAAAUUAACAGAAAUAAAGAACAAAUAAUAGACCAAAACUAAAAUCAUAUUAUUAAAAAUAAAAAAUAAAUAGCGACAACACAGUCGGCUACGCUGACGCCGACUAUGGCUCUAAUUUAAUAGACCACAGGUCAUACACGGGGUAUGUCUUUACUUCAAGUGGCUCUGCCAUAUCCUGGGAGUCAGGCAAAUAACGCACAGUCGCACUCUCCACCACUGAAGCCGAAUAUAUGGCCCUUGGUGAAGCCACUAAGGAGGCCAUAUAUUUAAGGUUUCUGGUGCGAGAUGUAUUCAACCUAGACUACCCAAUAACACUUUACAGCGACAAUCAAAGUGCCAUACAACUCACCAAAAACCAUACUCAUCACUCACGCACUAAACAUAUUGACAUCCGGCAUCAUUUCAUUCGAAAUUCCAUAGCCAGUUAUAACAUUAUUAUUAAAUAUAUUUCCACUGGCAGUAUGGUCGCCGAUGUCCUUACUAAGGGCUUGCCUAACAUAAAGCAUGCGAAAUGUGUAAAUAGUUUAGGUUUAGCGUAGUAAAUUGUAUAUAGUAGGGGCAUUAUGCUAGUUUAAUUUAUUUUCGGAUGUUAGUGUUAAGAUGUGUAAAUAGUGUGUUUGUUUUUUUUCCUUUUUAUAUGAGUUUGUGUUUUUGAGUUGUUCUUGUAUACAGAAUAUGUACAUAUACAGGGUGUUCAUAUAACGGGGAGGUGUUCGGCCACUUUGCCAGAGCGCGACGCGCACUAUGAGUGUGUAACGUCUUCGCCAGACGUGCCAGUUGGAGGGGAAGGUAUUCCUGCUUCUGUAGGCAAUGUCAGUCAGCGACCUGUUCGAUCUACUCAUUGUAACAUGCCCUCAAGGUAUAGAGAUUAUGAUUUUGAUUUUUUGCUCAUGGUGCAUGGAACAUCUCCACUUGAUGAACCUCAAACUUAUGAGGAAGCCACUACAUGCACGGAAAGUGAUGAAUGGCAAGCUGCUAUGAAGGAAGAGUUCGACUCUCUUCUAGCAAAUAAAGUUUGGCGAUUGGUGGAUCGACCAACUGACAAACAUGUGGUAAAAUGUAAAUGGGUCUAUAAGAGAAAACACGAUUCUUCGGGUAAGUAUGUUAAAUAUAAGGCUCGAUUGUUUGCCAAAGGUUUCACACAAACCAAAGGUAUUGACUAUUGCGAGACCUUUUCACCCGUUGUUCGGCACUCUACUUUGCGAUUAUUGUUCUCUCUCGCAAACGAAUAUGAUCUACAGAUAGACCAUAUCGAUAUUAAUACCGCAUUUUUAAAUGGUGAACUAAAAGAGACCAUUUACAUGGAACAACCUCCUGGCUUUGGCGUUGGGGAUGACAGAGUGUGUUUGUUGUUAAAAGACAUUUAUGGGCUUAAACAAGCCAGUAGGAUUUGGAACCAAAAAGUACAUACUUUGUUAUCUAACAAUGGCUAUAGUCAAAGCAAAUGUGAACCAUGUGUGUAUAUUAAGAAAUAUAAUAAUAAUAAUUUAAUAAUAGUGGCACUGUAUGUCGACGAUUUUUAUGUUUUUUACUCUGGUAAAAAUGAUUUGUUACCAUUAUUAGAAAGUAAUUUUAAUGUUAAGAAUUUGGGCGAAUUAAGAAAUUUUUAGGCAUUAGAAUUACUAGAGACAAAUCAAAAGGUAUUCUAAAAAUAGACCAGUCAGAGUAUAUUAAGAAACUCCUUAUUCGCUUUGGUAUGGAGAAUUGCAAACCAGUUGCAACUCCCAUGCCUGUAAAUUGUAAGCUUGUAAAACCAGAGUCGGAUUCUGUUUGUGAUGAAAAAUAUCACUACAGGCAACUGAUGGGGUAUUUUAUGUAUUUAUCUGUGUGUACUCGACCCGAUAUUUCAUUUGCCUGUAGUUAAUUAAGCCAGUUUAAUACUUGCUUUGACAUCACUCAUUGGCAAGCAGCUAAAAGAAUAUUGCGUUAUUUAGCAGGAACAAUUCACUUCUCCUUAUCUUUAUAUAUAUAAUUCUUCUGUGAGUGUGUAUGUCACUGAACUUCUCUUAAACGACAGGACCGAUUUUGAUGAAAUUUUUUGUGUGUGUUCAAGGGGAUCUGAGAAUGGUUUAGAUUCACAAAGACGUGUAGACAGGACAACGUCUGUCGGGUCCGCUAGUGUUUUUAUAAGAGUAGUAGUAAAUUGAGUUUAAUUGCUUUUACUGACGCAGACUGGGCCAAUGAUCCCAAUGAUAGAAAAUCUUAUACAGGUUUUCUUAUAAAGCUAGGGCAAAACGUAAUUAGCUAGGAAUCUCGGAAACAACGUUGCGUUGCUCUCUCAAGCACAGAGUCUGAAUAUGUAGCGAUAAGCGAUGUGUGUAAGGAGAUCUGCUUUGUUAAAAAUUUCAUGUCAGAAAUAUUGUGCAUGAGUUUAAAGAUAGUUUUAUAUAAUGAUAAUCAAAGUGCCCAUAAAUUAUUACAACUUAAAGAGUACUGUCAUAAGCGUACAAAAUAUAUAGACUUAAGAUACCAUUAUGUUAAGGAACUGGUACAGAAUAAUGUUGUGUCUAUUAUGUACUUAAGCACUGAUAAAAUGAUAGCAGAUGUACUCACGAAACCAUUGUGUAGUUCUAAGCAUGCUGAGUUUGUGAAAUGUAUGAAUGUAAAAGUUUUAAAUUUGUAACUCAUUGUUAAUGCAUAUAGAGAUUGUAGAGUCAUCAUGUGUAUAGUGAACUAACUAUUGUGUAGAGUCAUUACAGAGUCCUUCUAUUUAAUGUGUAGAGUUUCACAUGUAUUGCGGGAGCAUAUAAGGGGAAGUGUUGAACAUGUAUAUGCUCUCUUGCAUUAGCAUUAAGUCCAUGGUUUAUGUUGUGUAGCCAUAGACUACUUUUUAUAUAGAGGUAUUGUCUCUGCCCUAAUCGUUCUCUUGGAAAAAUGUCGUCAUGUAGGAAUUUUGCUGUUGCAUUUAGAUCGCUUGCUAUCCAUGUUAAUAUUGUUUAAUUUGCAUCGUAUAGUGUUAAAUAUUACCGAUUCAUAUUCCUUGCAAAGUGUAAUAUUUGUAUUUGAGAAUACAAGCGUAUACUUAGAAAAGUGUCUGCGUUUCAAUUGUCGCCGCCGCCACCACCUGCUCCAGUACGAAUUGCUUUUAUGCCUUUGUGGAUUUUGACGUUGUCCUUCACCACUGCCAGCUCUCACUGCUUAUACAAAAACAAAACCAAAACGUUUGUUACGUUUUGGUUUUGUUUUAAAGGUAAUAAUAUUUUUUUAAAACAGGAAUCAUUUAAUGUUCCCUUUUGUUUAAUUUAUGUUUACAUUUUAUGCUAUACUUUCUGUUACAAUCAUUACGACGCAUUCGCGUUUAAGAAUAUAAUAUAAUAAAUUGUAUUAAAAAUUAGACUACAAGAAAAAAAUUUUUCUUUACCUUCAACACCCAUUUCUCCAGCGAUGUUUUGCCAACACCUAUCAACGACAUUCCUAUUUGCAUGGUUCUUGUCUCUUUUAUCCUAUACAGCAGGGUUAAGAAAAACUUUCGCGAUAAGCGCUUCUAUAUUCAUUGUGAAUUCUAAAAUAUAAAGAAACAAGAGAAGAUCGCAGAAAAGAAGCAAGGCACUAAAUAAAUGUUUGUAUACGACACAACCGAAAAAAACGUUACUUAUAAAACUAUAACCUGCAAUAAGGGUUACCAACUUCAGCAAUUUAGGUUAGCAAUUUUUCGAAGCGUUACUUCUAAAAAUAUAGUAGCUGGCAAAAAAAUAGAAAAAAAAAAAUAGGAUGUGGAUAUAAUGGUGUCGAUUUUGGAGUGAUUCUCUAAACUUAAAACUAAAUUUAACAUCAGUCCCUCUUUUCAUUCUGUAUAGAGAAUGACAAGGAUACACUUUUGUCAAAUUUAAAUUUAGAUUUAGAGAAUCAUGCCAAAAUCGAUACCAAUAUUUACUUUAUUUUUGAAAUAAAUAUAUUUGUGUUGCUCCUUGCCUUACUAAUAUUAUAAUAACAAUCUCCGAUAAUUUUUAAGAAAGCUUUUACUACAUAUUUUUUAGAAAUAUAGUAUUUGAUCCCCUAAUAUAGUAUUAUACUAUAUUUUAUAGGAGGGUUGGCAACCCUACCUGUCUGCAGUCCGAGCGGCGCUGGUGAAUUCAGAAUCUAAACAUUCUGAAUCUGAAUCUGAAUCUGAAUCUGAGUGCACUCUGGCCGCACCCUAUGGGUCUAAUAAAUAGUCUAUAUCUAUGAUCAUGCAUACUCUAUGGUUCCUUUGGUAUACUUAGAAAUAAACAGUGUAGUCGAAGGGUACGGCCAAAGUGCACUCCUGAUUCAGAUUCAGAUUCAGACUCAGAAAACAAAGCGCGAGAAAAAGCAGGCAACCUGUUUAGACUACACUGUUUAUUUCUCGCGCUUGUUUUCGAAAUCUGAAUCUGAAUCUGAGUGCACUCUGGCCGCACCCUUACUUUACUCUUUGCUCUAUGGCGACAGAAAAAUCUAGAUAGGGAAGCGUAUAGAAAAUUUUGACUGCAAUAGCAAAAUAAAUCAUAAGUCCAUGAUGGAUACAGAUCCACUGAUUUCGCAAAGAUUUCAUUGACCUGCCAUGAAUGAGCGCUAUUUCUUCCUUUGGAAUAUUUUAUCGCAGUCUAACUGCAGGCCAAUUAUGCUCGCUAAUUGUGAUAUUGUUUUGAUGUGAAUUUCACUAUACGUAUUAUGCUCUCCGAAAAAUGCGAUAUCAAAAUGACAUCAACUAGACAUUAACUUAUGCGCGUAUUAUGAUCAACUCUUUAAAAUGAUGUCAACUUGAUAUCAACUUAAAUGCGUGUUACGUUCAACUUUUUGACUUAAAAAAGUAUCGCAUAAAUAUCAAAAAUGUGAUACAGGAUAUGAUAUUGAUAUGAUCUUGAUGUGACAUAGGAAUGUUUCUGAUUGUAAAAAAUAUGAUAACUUAAAAUUAGUAACAUAAAAGCAUUAAAUACUGGGACGUGGUGUUAUUAUACUAAAUUUUUUUUUAUUAGCUAUAUUGUCGUAAAGUAAUUAAACAUUGCCUAAAAUAGGCGAUUCUUUAAAGAAAAUAUUAAAAUUGCUGAUGGAACAAACUGAAACCUAAUAAUUAAUUCUAACUAUACAUGGCUGAACAUUUGGGACAUUUUCAUUUGUUCUAGCAAUUUGUAGUCUCGCAGUUAAAACUACUUAAUUAAAUAAAAUAAAAGUAGUUUUACAGACAUUCGCGUAUUUAAAAUACUAGCAAAAUUAUACAUUUUGCAAGGAAAAGAAUGAAAUAUGGGAGUAUUAUUGUAUUUAUCAUAAAAAAAUUGCUAAGUCAUUCAAAAUUAUAAUUUUUCGGCGGCCUUACCCUUUUAGUAACAAAGCGAUUGGCGAUUUUCUUUUAGAAAACGUAUCAUUUUGGGGAAAUAUAAAAAUUAGUAUGGGGGAAUUCAUAAAAUUGCAUCUGGCAACCCAGAUAUCUGGCACCAACUUUUAUAUAAAAUUAAAAUACCGUAAAAGUCAAAAAUCAAAAUCAAAUCCUGUGAUCAAAUCCCAAUAUUAAUAAAGUGUAACACCGUCAGUAUUUUAAACCGUAAAAUAAGUGUUUAAAACAAUGUCUUUUUGUUUUUCACGAAUUGUGGCACAAAUAAUGAUACAAAAGCAACACACAUCGCCAUCAUUGAGGUUAUACGCUAGGUGGGUGAAAAGAAAUCCUGCAAAAGUUAUAUUGCCAUUUGAACCUACUGUUAAACCCAGUCUCCGAAAGGAAAAGGUUAUAAGUUUAGAUCCGGGAAUAUUAUCGAAAUCUAAAGAAACAAAAUGUUCUAAAGAACAGAAAUAUUCUGAGAUGCCUUCUACAAAGCCGGAAUUAAAUGAUCAUGAUGAUAAAGACAAAUCUACACACAUUUUGCAGAAGAAAUUCAAGGAAAUUAAAUCUAAAAGAGAUGAAAAGUUAAAAAAACGGUUGUUUUACCUUAAUCAAAAGAAAGUAUUUGAUGAUGACAACGAGUUGAUUUAUGAAAAAUUAAAAGAAAAUGAUGGUCGUAUCAGCAAUCUCUUGGUAAAAUUGAAGUCUAAAAAAGAUCGACAAAAUACUGGGCAAAUACUAGUGGAAGGAUGGCGUAUGAUUGUUGAUGGCUUGGAAGCAAAAUGUAAAUUAAAGUAUGUGAUAUUUAGUCAUACUGAAGAUUUAAACAAUCUAAGACCAUUCUUACCUAAAACUGGAGCAUUGUUAUAUAAAAUACCUUACAAAGAAAUAUCAAUAUGGUCUGAUGUUGAAACUUCUUCAGGAUUGAUAGGAAUAUUUGAAAUGCCAACUCCAGAACAUGUGAAAAGGUUAGCAAGACCAUUGCCUGUAAACAUUAUUUGUGAUAACAUAAGGGUACCUGGUAACCUGGGAGCAAUACUACGAGUUGCUGUGGGAGCUGGAAUUGAAAAAGUAUUUUUGACGAAAGGAUGUGUUGAUCUUUGGGAUCCAAAAGUAAUAAGAAGUGCAUCUGGUGCCCACUUUCGAUUACCAGUUUAUUCUUCUGUAAGCUGGGAAGAAAUGCCAAAGUAUUUAGAACAAAAUAGUUCAGUACUUAUUGCAGAUAGUAAUGCAAAAGUAAUUUGUGACAAUUACGAUCAAGUGGAAAUAAUUGAUGAUCUACAGGAGAUGCCAAUCCCAGUUGUGCCAUAUUAUGGAGUGCAAUAUCAGGAUAUGAAGCAUAUAACUUUAAUAAUUGGUGGAGAAACUGAAGGCAUAAGUGAAGAGAGUUAUUUAUUUGCAGCUAAAGGAAAUGGUCUGAGACUUAACAUACCUCUGCAAAGAGGUAUAGACAGCUUGAAUACUGGUAUGGCUGCUGCAAUUAUAGCAUUUGAAAUCAGGAAGCAGUUUUUAGAAACAUGGACCAAAGAUAAAAUAGAAAGACAAGCUUCCCAUGUCAGCUAGGCCUUCAGAAAUGUUAACGUUGUUUAAGUUUAAAUGGUAUUCAUUAUUAAAUAUUGAUUAUAGUUCCAGUAUAUUUAUUUUAUUUAAAAAUCAACCAUUUCGAAUGAGAAGUGUUUCCGAGGCAUUUGUUAUUUGAUUUUGAACUAUUUGUGGUCUUUAUAAAAGCAUCUAAGGCAUUGUUUUAUUUUUAUAAAACAGAUUAUACACAAUAUUGUUAUAUUGAGUGUACCUACAUGCAGCUUGUUUGAAUGUCCAAUAGUGACUACAGUGAAUCGUGAUCAUCCACUACAAUUUAAGCGGAUAAGCCGCGAGUGCCUUAUCUUCCCUUUUUGUUUUAUUCUAUGCUAUUGGAACAUACCAACAUUUAUAAAAAAGAGAAAUGGAAAAUUAAUAUGAAACAGUUAAUUUUACCAGUUUACAAUAUGAAGAUCUGAAAUCUAAAAUGGAGGAGAAGAAAAUUAUACUUAAUAUCAAAAUUAAAUACUUACAAUGAGACAGUACUGAGUUCUGUUAUAGACUUGACUUCCCGACUGAACUUGGUAGAACAAUAUAUGCGCGACACCAAUUUGGAAAUUAAUACAAAUUACAAAACCAAUGCAUCCGUGACACCAUUCUUGUUGCAGUUAUCAAUCAUAUUAAGAAAAAUCCCGUCAACAAACUGAGUUCCCAACAUCUGGGAAUUGGAGGACCUCGCAUUCCAGUAUUUGUUGCAGUGCACCUUACUCCGACUGAAAAGUCCUUGCACGCUGCCGCACGAAUAAAAUGUGAAAAGACAAGAACUACAAAGUGUGGCUCCGAAGUGGUCGUAUACAUGGAAGAAAAUAUAAAUCGAGUGAAGCACUACUGAUUCUCGAUUCGAGCAGUAUAAUUUAUUGACUGAUUGUACACAACUAUUGAAGGUGUAAAUAACUGGACUGCAUUAUUAUGAAUUAUUUUGUCAAAGUUUGUUCUGUAUACUGUUGGCGUGUCAUAAAUAAAUAAAUAAAUGUCAUAUUAAAAUUUAGUAAAAAACUUUAACUAGCUCUGUGGUGCAACACACACUUUUCUUGUACUUAUUUAGGCAAAGAUAUUCAACCAAAGAGAAAAGAUUAAAUUCUUAUAAUAGAAUUUUUCGUUAUAUUGUCAUAGUAGAUCACAUACAACUGGAA
Messenger RNA from Chilo suppressalis (striped riceborer), 14009 nucleotides. The record is from the annotation of a GenBank genome assembly. NCBI's taxonomy places the organism in Eukaryota, Metazoa, Arthropoda, Insecta, Lepidoptera, Crambidae.